Messenger RNA from Astyanax mexicanus (Mexican tetra), 3305 nucleotides. It is a transcript of the gene lonp1, whose product is annotated as lon peptidase 1, mitochondrial. The record is from RefSeq and is a predicted model, not a curated record. The coding region runs from base 36 to 2987 and encodes 983 amino acids. Lineage: Eukaryota; Metazoa; Chordata; Actinopteri; Characiformes; Acestrorhamphidae. Gene Ontology annotation, biological process: protein quality control for misfolded or incompletely synthesized proteins; chaperone-mediated protein complex assembly; protein catabolic process. Gene Ontology annotation, molecular function: ATP-dependent peptidase activity; serine-type endopeptidase activity; ATP binding. Gene Ontology annotation, cellular component: mitochondrial matrix. The transcript has 18 exons.
CAUGGCUCUGGGCUCGUAGAAGGCUCCAGAUAAACAUGGCGGCGUACAUGCGACUGUGGGCUCCGUACAGACAGGCGCUGCAGACCCGCUCCAGCGCCUUCAGCGCUGAAAUCAGAGCGCUGUUCCGGAGCCAGACACCCGGCCACAGCGGGCAAACCCCGACCCGAGCGUAUGCCUACAGCUCCGGCCUCAAGCCGCUGUGCGGCAUCGGUUCUCCUCCAGCGGCGGGCGUCAGGGCAUGGAGCCGGGUCUCCGCCGUCCUCCCCGGGUGGAGGGACGCCUCAGGACCCGGUUGGUCGGUCAGCUCCGAGCGCAGGGGCUAUAUGAUGGGGAACCGGGGCAGCGGACCCGGCGGGCUGUCCGGGGAGGAUGGAGCGGAGAGCAGCGGGGCUGGCCCGGAUGAUGCGGGCGGGGAUGGAGAGGGAGGCGGGUAUGGAGCUCCUCAGAUGACCGCUUUGACACCUAUGAUGGUGCCAGAGGUUUUUCCUAACGUUCCUCUGAUCGCAGUCACCAGGAACCCUGUUUUCCCACGUUUCAUAAAGAUCAUCGAGGUGAAAAAUAAGCAGCUGAUGGACUUGCUGAGAAGAAAAGUACGACUUGCUCAGCCAUACGCCGGUGUCUUUCUCAAGAAGGAUGAUGGUGAUGAGUCAGAUGUUGUGGCAAAUUUGGAUGCCGUCUACAACACAGGGACUUUUGUUCAGAUCCAUGAGAUGCAGGACCUUGGCGACAAACUUCGCAUGAUUGUAAUGGGACACAGAAGAAUUCGCAUCACUAAGCAGCUGGAUGUUGAUGAUGAGUCAGUGGAUUCAGAGGAGGAAUCGAAGACGCCACGGAGGAAGUCGAAGCGGACCCGCAGGGACUCGGCCUCUCUGGCUGAUUCGAUGGCGGAGAGAGUGCAGGACGCUGAGUUUGUGGUGGAGGCUGUGCCUCUGCCUGAGGUGCUCAUGGUGGAGGUGGACAACGUUGUACACGAGGAGUUCCAGGUCACAGAAGAGGUCAAGGCACUAACAGCAGAGAUCGUGAAGACCAUCCGUGACAUCAUCGCUUUGAAUCCUCUCUACAGGGAAUCUGUUCUGCAGAUGAUGCAGGCUGGACAGAGAGUCGUGGACAACCCUAUCUAUUUAAGUGACAUGGGGGCUGCACUAACUGGAGCAGAGUCACAUGAGUUACAGGAUGUGUUGGAAGAAACCAACAUCCCCAAACGACUGUACAAAGCCCUCUCACUGCUGAAGAAAGAGUACGAGUUGAGCAAACUGCAGCAGCGCCUUGGAAGAGAGGUUGAAGAGAAGAUCAAGCAAACCCACAGAAAGUACCUCCUGCAGGAGCAGCUCAAGAUCAUAAAGAAGGAGCUGGGGCUGGAGAAGGAGGACAAGGACGCCAUUGAGGAGAAGUUCCGUGAGAGGCUGAAGGACCGCACAGUGCCCCAGCACAUCAUGGAGGUCAUUAAUGAGGAGCUGAACAAACUGUCUCUGCUGGAUAAUCACUCCUCAGAAUUCAAUGUCACAAGGAACUACUUGGACUGGCUGACCUCCAUGCCCUGGGGCACCAACAGUGUGGAGAACCUGGAACUGGUCAGAGCCCAAGAAGUGCUGGAGGAGGAUCAUUAUGGAAUGGAUGACGUGAAAAAGCGUAUUCUUGAGUUUAUAGCAGUUAGCCAGCUGAGAGGCAGCACACAGGGAAAGAUCCUGUGUUUCUAUGGGCCUCCCGGUGUGGGGAAGACCAGCAUCGCCCGCUCCAUUGCCAGAGCACUUAAUCGAGAGUACUUCCGCUUCAGCGUGGGCGGCAUGACAGACGUGGCUGAAAUAAAGGGCCACAGGAGGACUUAUGUUGGUGCUAUGCCUGGAAAAAUUAUUCAGUGUUUAAAGAAGACAAAGACGGAAAAUCCUCUGGUUCUCAUUGAUGAGGUGGACAAGAUAGGCAGGGGUUACCAAGGUGAUCCAUCAUCUGCACUCCUGGAGCUUUUGGACCCGGAACAGAAUGCAAAUUUCCUUGACCAUUAUUUAGAUGUGCCUGUGGACCUCUCUAAGGUUCUGUUUAUUUGUACUGCCAAUGUAUUAGACACCAUUCCAGAGCCUUUACGAGACCGAAUGGAAAUGAUCAAUGUGUCCGGCUACGUAGCUCAGGAGAAACUGGCCAUCGCAGAGAAAUAUUUGGUGCCUCAGUUGCGAGUACUUUGUGGUUUAGAUGAACAGAAGACUAGCAUCUCCUCCGAGGCUCUAAAUGUUCUCAUCCGCCAGUACUGCAGAGAGAGUGGAGUCAGGAACCUGCAGAAGCAGGUGGAGAAGGUAUUCCGUAAAGCAGCAUUCCGCAUUGUUAAUGGAGAGGAGACCAAUGUUAAUGUAACGGCCGAAAAUCUACAAGACUAUGUUGGGAAACCCCUCUUCACAGUGGACCGAAUGUAUGAUGUCACUCCACCAGGGGUGGUUAUGGGCCUGGCAUGGACAGCUAUGGGUGGCUCCACGCUGUUCAUCGAGACGUCCCUGAGGAGACCGAGGACCUCCAAGGGGAAAGACGGACCCUCUGAAGGCUCACUAGAGGUCACAGGGCAGCUUGGAGACGUGAUGAAGGAGAGCGCAAAGAUUGCCUACACAUUCGCUCGCUCUUUCCUCAUGAAGCAUCAGCCGGAAAACGACUUCCUUGUUGGUUCCCAUGUACAUUUACACGUACCUGAGGGCGCCACUCCUAAAGAUGGGCCAAGUGCAGGCUGUACUAUAGUCACAGCCCUGCUGUCUUUAGCUACAAACACACCAGUGCGUCAGAACGUGGCCAUGACUGGAGAAGUGUCCCUGACCGGGAAGAUUCUGCCUGUUGGAGGCAUCAAGGAAAAGACCAUUGCGGCGAAGAGAGCUGGCGUAGACUGCAUUAUCCUCCCUGCAGAGAACAAGAAAGACUUCUCAGAUCUGGCUGAGUACAUCACUGAGGGCCUGGAGGUGCAUUUUGUUGAACAUUAUCAGGAGAUUUACAAGAUCGUGUUCCCAGGACAAUGAAGAACAUCAGCAAUCUUAUCAGCUUAAUCGAAGAUGCAGUCAAGUGUACGAAGUCUGAAGAGAACACUGACAUACACAAGCCAAAUGAGGUUCUUUUUUCUAGCACUUACAGACACAGAACCUCGCUGUCAGAAGGCUGCAAGCUGAACAAUGAGGAGAGCUGUAGAUCAUGAGAUGGAGAUAUUGCUGCUAAGCAGCCUGUAAUUCAACACUUCAGUCAAUCUUGUGAGAAGAAAUCAUUUGAAAACUUGCAUUUCUGCUGAUUCCUCUCCUUGUAAUUACCAAUGUUUAUCUUAAUAUAUUGUCUAUAAUUUUGAA